GCUUGAAUUAGCAGGUAUGUAUUAGCACCUCACAUUACUAUGUGUAAUGCGGAGUUGAGAACUCAAACCCAGUCUUGCCAAUAGCCAAUCAAACCAUACCCCCAUUCGAUUGGCUGGCUGUCAAGAGAAAAUACGACAUUAACUUGUUGAAAUCAGUUUAGACUGUGUGUUAUGAACGUUGGCUACCAAACCAAUGCCCAACAAACGUUUAGUUAAAAUGGUGAGCUUGGCGCUCAUUGUCUUAAUUACAUGUACCAACUGCCCUCUCUAACAGGGCUACACUCCCGUUAUGAAAGAGUCCAUGGGCAGUUAACAGUUACCCUUUACCGCUUCUCGAUCUACAGAACAUAGUAUCGUAAUUUUCGCCGCUAACGCCCUAAGCAUGCACAUGUUUAGUAAUGGCACUUUCUUAAUCUGGCCUAGGGCAUCAAGACAUCGCAUCAUGAUAUGCGUAAGCAAGGCCGAGAAUGAGGAUAGCAGCAUUUUGAGCUUCCAUCCCAGCCUCCGGCUCGGGCAUGACAUCCAGCGAUAUUAAGUGAAGCGACCUAGUGUUUUCGGUUCCUAAAGAACCCUUUCUCCAUGGGUGGACGAGAUUCGUUUAUGCCGUCGCCAUGAAGUCUCUUGUUUCUAUCGCGGGCCUUCUCGUCGGGGUGGGCGCAUCAUGCAUCUCGCAGCCAUGGCACAUUUUGAAUGCCACCGUUGAGGGUCGAUUGAGGGCUUCGAAGCCGAUAGCCUUGCCGUGUUUCUCAUCCUACAGUGGCAGAGCGAAUUCAGUCGACGAGCCGAGAUGUAGCAUUGUCAGGGACGAUUGGAAGACAGGGCAGUUGCGAACAAAUUUCCCAGGCGCUUUCAUGAAUUUGCAAAGUGAAACGUGCUUGUCGGACCCCUUGGAUCAAUGCCUCAUCGACAAUACCGUUACUCCAGCCGGCAUCCCCGCGAGCAACGCCACCUGUAAUCAGGGAAGCGUACCAUCAUAUUACAUUGAGAUCACCAACGGCUCGGAUGUCACGGCAGCCCUCAAGUUCGCGCGAGCACACAAUGUAAAGCUUUCCGUCAAGAAUUCUGGCCAUGAUUACAUGACGCGCAACUCAGGAAAGGGCACGCUUAGUCUUUGGACUCAUAACUUGCAAGACAUGGAAUAUCGCGAGUCAUUUGUUCCUCAAGGGUGCAAGGAAGAUGUCGGCAGAGUCAUGAUCGUCGGCGCUGGCGCACCCAGCGGCGAUGCACACGUAUUCGCCGACAUGCACGACAGCGUCAUCUUGGGCCCGUACUCACCGACUGUAGCGGUUUCUGGUGGGUGGUUGGUAGGAGGCGGCCACGGCGUUCUCGGCCCUGUGUAUGGAAUGGGGGCCGAUCGCGUCGUCGAAUUUCAGAUUGUGACGCCUGAUGAGAAAGAGCGCACUGUUAAUGCGUGUCAGAAUCCUGACCUGUUUUUUGCUCUGCGAGGAGGGGGCGGUAGUAGCUUUGGUGUUAUCCUCAGCGCCACCCACAGCGUCAUACCUCGCGAGCCUAUUGCUUUCGCGGACGUGCAUCUACCUUCCAACAUCUCUUCCGAGACUGCGCUGGAAUGGAUUAAGCUUCUGGUCGACGAAUCCCUGGAAUGGGGCCGCCAAGGCUGGGGCGGUCACGUUGCCGGCACAUACGUGACGCACUUCAAUCCCACCUCAGACUACAUCUCGGACAACGGGACUAAGGCCCGGGCGUCGUUCCAACGAGUGACGGGUUUCGCGCUGUCUCACGGAGGCACAAGCAAUGUAGCCGUGUACCCGAACUGGCUGUACAUCUGGAACGCAUUCUUGUUGCCUCUUGAUACGAUGCAGGGUGGGAACAUGGGCAUGGGGUCUAGUCGUUUGCUGCCCGAUAACCUAUUCGCAACGGAGGAAGGUAAAGAGAAGAUAAUGUCUUACUUUCGAUCAAUUGCCGAGAUCGGGUUCAACCCCGUCAACUUCUACACCCCCGUGACGACGCCUUUCACGUACCAGCGGUUACAGGAUCCGGAGAGCUUUGCGACAAGAACUUUUGGUACCUCGCUCACGCCAGCUUGGUACCGCUCGUUGUGGCAUUUGCAGACGAUUGGAUCGAUGGCGUGGAACAGCUCAUAUGAGGAUCGUGUCAACUUUGUCACAAAUCUAACUAACUCUACUGUGCAGCUCGAGGCUCUUGCAGGUCCCGACGCCGGUUCGCACUUCAACGAAGCCAACCCCUUCAUGACGGGCUGGCAGGAGUCGUAUUACGGACGGGAGAAUUACGAAAAACUUGUCAAAAUCAAGGCCAAAUACGACCCCGACAACAUACUGACGUGCUGGAAGUGUAUUGGCUUCCAGGACAAGCGAGACAUCCCCUCAUCACGAUACCGCUGCCAAGGGAAGUUGCAACAGGAUGUAUAUAGUAACUUGGGGCUGACGCCUAGCUCAUAAAAAAAUAAGAUCAAAAAUAAAAUAAUAUAACUAAAAUAAAAAAUAAAAAUAAAAGAGCGGUUGAAAUGAAUGUGGCGCGCAUUGAAGGUAAUCUCAAAUAGCCCGUUUGACCAUUCUUCCGUCGGUGGCCUAUGGCCCCCUCACUUGGGGGGAGUAUCUGCUUCCGUGAUGAUGUUGGCCGACGUUGGAUUCGCGCCGGCCGUCCGGCCCCUGUUUCACGGAAAGCUACGCUGGCUGGGCUGGACAGGUACAUGCAACGAUCGAUUGGCGCAAAGGGCCAGACAUGCUAUGUGCGGAGGCGGAGGCCUGGUUCCGUAGCCGCUCACAGGGUAAGGCGUACCUGGGCGUACAUGGGGAACUUGCUCAUUUGUUUGCUCGCCGGAGCCAAUCGUUCCAACCGUGCCGGUCGAUCGUGGGCUAUCAUGGGCUAUCACUGCUGGAUUGGGGCGUGGUCACGUGCUAUGGAGCCGGUUGAAACAAACAUCCGAACAGCAUGUUUUAUCUUGUCGCCAGCUUGGCCACUUGAUUGGGUCAAGGGGAGUCACGUGAUUUGGAAUCUGUGUAAGGUGGAAGAUCACCCACAACGGCUGUGGACCGCGAUGUGCACCGCAACGUGCAACCAGCGCAGAGG
This is a messenger RNA of Xylaria bambusicola, 3048 nucleotides long. RefSeq lists its product as uncharacterized. The record is from RefSeq and is a predicted model, not a curated record. Gene Ontology annotation, molecular function: oxidoreductase activity; FAD binding. Lineage: Eukaryota; Fungi; Ascomycota; Sordariomycetes; Xylariales; Xylariaceae. The transcript has 2 exons. The coding region runs from base 612 to 2417 and encodes 601 amino acids.